AUGAAUGAGAAGAAAUCGUUGCUGAGUGAACCACCUAUCAGUCGAUAUUCACUAGAGAUUACUAUCAGUCCAUAUUCACUAGAGAUUACUACAUUGCUGCCACUUCAAAUUUGGGGAUUCUGUAAUGGGCUGUUCUGCGUUCUCAGCGAACGGCCAGAAAGAGUUUACUUGUGGAACCCAUCGACUCGGACCUCCAAGAAACUGCCAGAAAUUUCUAGUCCCGGCUAUGUUCGUAGUUACGGAUUCGGUUGGGUUGAAUCGAGUGAUGAGUACAAGGUGUUUGUGCUUUUGGUUCAUUAUGAUUAUUAUCGAGGGAUUGAUAACUGGGUUGGUAAAGUUUAUAGUUCAAAGACAAAAUCAUGGAAAACAACCGGUUAUUUACCUGUAAGUUGGGAAAGAGGCGUGUUUGCAGGUGGGAAGCUUUACUGGAUGAGUAGUGUAUAUCAAGAUAUUAAUUUCUUGGACUUGAAAAGUGAGGUGUUUGGAAGGAUUGAGCUUCCCUUUGAUCACGAGUUUUGCAGGAAAUGGUACUGGUUUGUGGAUGUGCUUGGUGGCUUACUUUGUGUGCUAUGUCAUAUUGAACUUAAUAGCAAUGCCGUUCGAGUUUGGGUUAUGAAGGAAGAAGCUUGGAAGAGAGUGGCGACGUUUGCUCAUCUUGUUGAGCUUCUUCAACCAUCACCAUUGCUGGUGGAUCAUAAGGGAGAGAUUUUGGUCAAUUGUGGAUCCAUCUUGUUAGCUUACAAUCGUCAGGAUAAUGUGUUCCGCGAGCAUGAGGUUUACCAUUGCGGUACUGUACAUGUCUACGUUGAUGUUGAAAGUUUAGUCUCGCCUGAAGAUUUAUGA
This is a messenger RNA of Salvia miltiorrhiza (redroot sage), 843 nucleotides long. RefSeq names its product F-box/kelch-repeat protein At3g23880-like. NCBI's taxonomy places the organism in Eukaryota, Viridiplantae, Streptophyta, Magnoliopsida, Lamiales, Lamiaceae. The transcript is spliced from 2 exons. Bases 1 to 843 code for a protein of 280 amino acids. The record is from RefSeq and is a predicted model, not a curated record.